UAGAUGAAAUUUUUCUUAUGCUAGGGCAAUGUGAACCAGUUCUAUCUCUUAAUCCGGCGCGUGUUGAGUGUGUUAUUGGUGGCAAUUUGGAUCAACAGGAGAUACCUAAAAGCAAUAAUACAUUGCAUUCCAGGAUGCCUAACAUAAAAGUGUUUUCUGGCACUUCCCACCCGGAUUUAGCCCAGAGAAUCGUUGACCGUUUGGGCAUAGAUUUGGGGAAGGUAGUAACGAAGAAAUUUAGCAAUUUGGAGACAUGUGUUGAGAUCGGCGAGUCUGUACGUGGCGAAGAUGUUUACAUUGUACAGUCCGGUUCUGGGGAAAUUAAUGAUAAUUUGAUGGAACUUCUGAUAAUGAUUAACGCUUGUAAGAUAGCUUCAGCUUCUAGAGUGACUGCAGUUAUUCCAUGCUUCCCAUAUGCCCGCCAAGAUAAGAAAGAUAAGUUGCAAGGUGGCGAUGACGGAUAUGAAAGCAUGAAGUUCGCCAAAAAAAACCACGACUGGAAAUUUAGGAGUCGGGCACCCAUAUCUGCAAAAUUAGUCGCAAACAUGUUGUCUGUAGCGGGAGCUGAUCAUAUUAUAACUAUGGAUUUACAUGCUUCGCAAAUACAGGGUUUCUUCGAUAUUCCUGUUGACAACCUGUAUGCAGAACCGGCCGUUUUAAAAUGGAUUAAAGAAAAUAUACCCGAGUGGAAGAAUUCUAUUAUAGUAUCACCAGAUGCCGGAGGAGCAAAACGCGUUACAUCCAUUGCAGAUCGGCUUAAUGUUGAAUUUGCGCUUAUCCAUAAAGAAAGAAAAAAGGCUAACGAAGUUGCAUCUAUGGUACUUGUUGGGGAUGUAAAAGACAAAAUUGCUAUUUUGGUAGACGAUAUGGCGGACACUUGUGGUACUAUUGUUCAUGCUGCUGACCGUUUGGUUGAGGCAGGCGCACUCAAGGUAUAUGCCAUAUUAACUCAUGGUAUUUUUUCGGGGCCAGCGAUUUCUCGCAUCAACAAUGCUUGUUUCGAGGCGGUUGUUGUUACUAAUACCAUACCGCAGGACGGACAUAUGAGAGACUGUCCCAAAAUCCAGUGUAUUGAUGUAUCGAUGAUGUUUGCUGAAGCUGUUAGGAGGACACAUAAUGGCGAAAGUGUUUCUUAUCUAUUUUCAAAUGUUCCGUAUUAAAGUUAAAUCGUGCAUUGCGAUUUAGAUAUAUUGUAACUAUGUUUAACGAUUUGAAUAUGUUUUUUGUUGCAGCAUAUUUUUUAUAAAAGAAACAUUGCAAUUAUGGAAGCAAACUUAUAUCCAACUCUAACUGUUCAGAAAACAGCAAAUAAAAUAUAAAUAGACUUUAGAAUUUACCUCAGGCCAUAAAAA
Molecule: messenger RNA, 1352 nt
Organism: Anastrepha obliqua
Lineage: Eukaryota; Metazoa; Arthropoda; Insecta; Diptera; Tephritidae
Gene: Prps
Product: ribose-phosphate pyrophosphokinase 2
Exons: 8
Coding region: 18-1160 (380 amino acids)
Biological process (GO): 5-phosphoribose 1-diphosphate biosynthetic process; ribonucleoside monophosphate biosynthetic process; purine nucleotide biosynthetic process
Cellular component (GO): cytoplasm; ribose phosphate diphosphokinase complex
Molecular function (GO): ribose phosphate diphosphokinase activity; magnesium ion binding
Source: RefSeq, a predicted model, not a curated record